Fonsecaea multimorphosa CBS 102226 is the source of this 1677-nucleotide messenger RNA. RefSeq lists its product as uncharacterized. The transcript has 5 exons. Gene Ontology annotation, biological process: secondary metabolic process. Gene Ontology annotation, molecular function: CoA-ligase activity. The record is from RefSeq and is a predicted model, not a curated record. NCBI's taxonomy places the organism in Eukaryota, Fungi, Ascomycota, Eurotiomycetes, Chaetothyriales, Herpotrichiellaceae. The coding region runs from base 1 to 1677 and encodes 558 amino acids.
AUGCCCUACAGAUCACGAUGGCAAUUGACGCCGCCGACUUUGUCAGUUCCGACGUUUAUGUUUGGUUCUUCGUCUUCCAACGUCAACUCAGCUGACAAAAUCAUCAUUGAUGCAAAACGCCCCGAUACCCACUUCCUCACCCUUCAUACGUAUCGCGAAUGGUCAAAGAGAUUUGCUGCUGGCGUCCAAUCCGCAGGACUUGAAAGUGGAGAUCGCGUGCUCCUAUUUUCCCCUAACAGCAUCUUCUAUCCGGUUGUUGUCAUGGGUGCUUUGAUGGCCGGCGCCAUCUACAACAGCGCCAAUCCUGCCUAUACCGCGCGUGAACUUGCCCACCAGCUCAAAGACUCCAAUCCCCGAAUCGUCCUCGCAGCGGAAAGCUGCGUAGACAGAGCGCUGGAAGCUGCCGAUCUCGUCGGCUUUGACAAGGGAUGCAUCUUUCUGUUUUCCGAGAUGCCUAUAGACCACACCAAAGAAGGGCCACAAGCAACCACUGCCAAAGUCCAACAUUGGAGUAAAUUGCUUGCAAAGCCUGAAAUUGGUCGAACAUUCGUCUGGGAAGAGCGUUACACUGAGGCAUUUUCCGAGCGCACUGCGAUCCUGAUUUAUUCCUCAGGCACCACUGGCCUUCCGAAGGGCGUGGAGUUAUCUCAUCGGAGUCUGAUCGCGAAUAUGCUUCAACUCAAAACAAUCCAGAUGAGUGAUCCCGCUGUUGCUGCUCGAAGGGCUCUGUGUGCGGUUCCAAUGUACCAUGCACUCGGGUUAUGCUACUAUACCUUCACAGCGCCAAAGUGGGGCCUCGAAACGUACCUGAUGGAGCGUUUCAAUUUGGCAGAUUUUCUGAGUCACGUUCAAAGGUACAGAAUCACGGAAUUGGUGCUCGUCCCCCCGAUGUUGGUUGCCAUGGCCAAACACCCUUCGGUUCGCGAUGGCACCUGCGACAUCAGCAGCAUCAGAAAGGUGGUCGCAGGUGCGGCGCCAAUCGGUAUGGAAGUAACGCAACAGUUCGAAGAGCUCUGGAAUGGUAAAGUAAGAGUGCGCCAAGCUUGGGGAAUGUCAGAGACACCAGCAAUCACUCUAUGCUGGGACGAACUUGAGAGCUCGGGCCCGUCUUCAAUAUCAAUCGGCGAAUUAGUCCCUGGGGCAGAAGCAAUGGUGGUCAAGGAGAACGGCGAAGAAGUAACGCAGCCGGGGAGUACGGGAGAGUUCUGGGUUCGCUCCCCGAACGCAAUGAAGGGAUAUUGGCGCAAUCCCAAAGCAACUGCCGAAACUAUCAGCGAUGGCUGGCUAAAGACCGGCGACAUAGCAUACCGAGACGAAGCUGGAAAGUGGUACAUGGUUGAUCGGAAGAAGGAAUUGAUCAAAGUCAAGGGUGUUGCAGUAGCCCCGGCAGAGAUCGAAGCCCUUCUUCUCGAACAUAACGAUAUUGUGGACUCUGCAGUGAUUGGCAUCAAGACGGCGACUGAUGAUGAACAACCACGCGCGUACGUUGUGAGGGCACCAGGAUCCCGACUUACCGAGAAGGAUGUCGUGGACUUCGUCAAGGACCGUGUGUCAACAAUCAAGCACCUCACAGGAGGUGCGGCGUUUGUUGAUGCUAUUCCCAAAAACCCGUCGGGAAAGAUACUGAGGCGGCAACUGAGGGAAAUUGCUGCAAAGGAGACGGGCUCGAAAUUGUAG